AUGAGAGCCAGGCGCGCAUCGUUGAGCCUUUCUGCGCCUUGCUGCGUGGGCGACGUCAGCCCGGCAGCCUCAAGUUGCUCUUCGAGGUGGAGGUUGCCCACUGCAACGCACGGACGCGAAGGCUCGUCGUCGUGUCGCGCCUCAGCGAGCGGCGGGGCGAAUCGAGGAAGCCAGCGCGAGUGCGAGUGCGUCGCAUUCGUCCUCCCUCUUUACGCGGCUCGCCCUUCCCACUGAUUCCUUCUUAAUCCGCUCCUAUCCCGCAUAAUCCCCCCAUUCCCCUCCUUCUCAGCCACAUCAACCCACAAAUAAUCACCACCCACAAGAUGGCCAAGACAACCACUCCUUACACCCCUGACGAGGGCCCAGCUGCCGCUGCCAAGGAGACGCAGCGCCCUGCUGCCGAGAAGGCUCAGCAGAGCGCUACCAAGGAGCUCCUCGAGGAGGCCGACGAUGACGAUGAGGAGGAGGACGAGGACUUUGAGGAGGGAGAUGACGACGAGGAGGGAGACGAUGAUGAUGAUGACGACGAUGAGGAAGGUGGAGACGACGACGAUGACGAAGAGGAGGAAGAGGAAGAGGAGGAGGACGAAGAUGACGAGGAUGAGAAAGCCGGCGCCGGAUCGAAGCGCAAGGCUGGUGAGCAGGGCGGCGCGUCCAACUCCAAGGCCAAGAAGGGCGACGAUGAUGAUGAGGAGGAGGGGGAUGAAGAGGAGGAGGAGGAGGUCGCAGACGACGGCGAGCCGGACGCCGCUGCCGCCGAUGAUGGUGAAGAGGCCGACCAAGACGACGCUGACCCGGAUGACGAGUAG
Jaminaea rosea is the source of this 809-nucleotide messenger RNA. RefSeq lists its product as hypothetical. The record is from RefSeq and is a predicted model, not a curated record. The coding region runs from base 324 to 809 and encodes 161 amino acids. Lineage: Eukaryota; Fungi; Basidiomycota; Exobasidiomycetes; Microstromatales. The transcript is spliced from 2 exons.